GUGUGCUCACUGUGCCGUGAGUCGCUACUCGCUAGCUUGGUAGUUUCACGCACAUCGACAUCUGCGGAAUAUAAAAUACCACAGCAAGAUGGCAGAGACCGAUGUUGAUAAUGAGCUUCUGGACUAUGAGGAGGAUGAGGAGCCACAGGGAGCCCCAGAGAGCGGCAUCCCAGCAAACAAGAAGGAGGUGAAGGGCUCCUAUGUGUCCAUCCACAGCUCAGGCUUCAGAGACUUCCUCCUCAAACCAGAGCUGCUUCGUGCUAUUGUUGACUGUGGUUUUGAGCAUCCUUCAGAAGUCCAACAUGAGUGUAUUCCUCAAGCUAUCCUGGGCAUGGACAUCCUGUGUCAGGCUAAGUCUGGUAUGGGAAAGACAGCAGUGUUCGUACUAGCCACCCUGCAGCAGAUAGAACCCGUGGACGGUCAGGUGUCUGUUCUUGUAAUGUGCCACACGCGAGAGUUGGCCUUCCAGAUCAGCAAAGAGUACGAGCGUUUCUCCAAGUACAUGCCCAGCGUCAAGGUGUCCGUGUUCUUCGGCGGCAUGGCCAUCAAGAAGGACGAGGAGACCCUGAAAAAGAACUGCCCUCACAUUGUCGUAGGAACUCCAGGACGCACUCUGGCCCUCAUUCGUAACAAGACCCUCAGCGUGAAGAACAUCAAACACUUUGUGCUUGACGAGUGCGAUAAGAUGCUGGAGCAGUUGGACAUGAGGUGUGAUGUCCAGGAAAUCUUCAGGCUGACGCCACAUGAGAAGCAAGUCAUGAUGUUCAGUGCAACACUAAGCAAAGAGAUCCGCCCCGUCUGCCGCAAGUUCAUGCAGGAUCCGAUGGAGGUAUUUGUGGAUGAUGAGACCAAGCUGACACUUCAUGGAUUACAGCAGUAUUACUGCAAGCUGAAGGACAGCGAGAAGAACCGAAAGCUGUUUGACCUGCUCGAUGUGCUCGAGUUCAACCAGGUGGUGAUCUUUGUGAAGUCGGUGCACCGUUGUGUUGCUCUGUCCCAGCUAUUGGUGGAGCAGAACUUCCCCGCUAUUGCCAUUCACAGGGGCAUGGCCCAGGAGGAGAGGUUAUCCCGGUACCAGCAGUUUAAAGACUUCCAGCGGCGGAUCCUAGUGGCAACCAACCUGUUCGGCCGAGGCAUGGACAUUGAGCGAGUCAACAUUGUCUUUAACUAUGACAUGCCAGAGGACUCUGACACAUACCUUCACAGAGUGGCCCGAGCUGGCAGGUUUGGCACCAAAGGCCUGGCCAUCACCUUUGUGUCGGAUGAGACUGAUGCCAAGACCCUGAAUGAGGUCCAGGAUCGCUUCGAGGUCAAUGUAGCAGAGCUACCAGAGGAGAUCGACAUCUCCUCCUACAUUGAACAGUCCAGAUGAGUCUGAAACGUUGUUCCAGUGAAGACCGUGUGACCCUUGUCGUUGCUGUAUUUUGGUGGAAGGAGAUAAAGCUCUCUACAUUUAUUUGAAUGCCCACCUCCCACCAUAUAUGUAGACAAGUAAUUAAGAAGACAUUUUUAUUUUCUCAUGUCUUUGCGAGUGCUUGUUUUAGUGUUUUCCUUGUUGAAACCAUGGAUAUAUUGUUUUGGUUAAAGAAAUAAACUUUUUUAUACCUCA
Messenger RNA from Stegastes partitus (bicolor damselfish), 1609 nucleotides. Its product is annotated as DExD-box helicase 39A. The record is from RefSeq and is a predicted model, not a curated record. The transcript has 10 exons. The coding region runs from base 89 to 1372 and encodes 427 amino acids. Lineage: Eukaryota; Metazoa; Chordata; Actinopteri; Pomacentridae. Gene Ontology annotation, molecular function: ATP binding; RNA helicase activity; nucleic acid binding.